Molecule: messenger RNA, 2363 nt
Organism: Cuculus canorus (common cuckoo)
Lineage: Eukaryota; Metazoa; Chordata; Aves; Cuculiformes; Cuculidae
Gene: TBXAS1
Product: thromboxane A synthase 1
Exons: 15
Coding region: 306-1913 (535 amino acids)
Molecular function (GO): iron ion binding; oxidoreductase activity, acting on paired donors, with incorporation or reduction of molecular oxygen; heme binding
Source: RefSeq, a predicted model, not a curated record
CUGUCUGUUUUGUGGGAGGCAGGGAUGACUCCGCUCCCCGCCGCUCCCCUCAGGGUGUUGCAGUGCAGCUGCCUUCUGGCAGCACGACCAGGAACUGUUGGGAGAGGCAUGGGAGGAAUUUCAAGGUCUACCAUUUGCUGGGGAUCUCCGAGGUUGCAGUUAUGGCAGUGCUGAGGAAGGAGGGAUGAAAUGGGUGUCUUGAGUAUGUCAUUCAUAUAGCUGUGGAAGGCUUUAUCAGCUCUUGAGCACAUUUUCUCUUGCACACACACUUACACCACUCAAGGCUGGAACUGCAGUGGAGGAAAAUGGAGCCUGUAGAUCUCCUGGCAUUUGUCUCUGCAGAAAUGAAUAGUACAACGGUCACCCUGGCUUUGCUGGCCCUCUUCCUGGUCCUGCUAUAUUGGUACUCCACUUCUGCAUUCUCUAAACUAAGUAAAGUAGGAAUCCGACAUCCUCCACCUCUUCCUUUCAUUGGAAACCUGCUCUUUUUCCGUGAGGGUUUUUGGGAAAACCACACAAAACUCAUAACGGAAUAUGGGCCUAUUUGUGGGUACUACAUUGGUCGCCAGAUGUUUGUGGUGAUCUCCACACCAGACAUGAUCAAGCAAAUCUUAGUGACAGACUUCAGUAACUUCUCCAAUAGAACUAAGCCGAACUUGAUUUCCAAGCCAAUGCUUGACAGCAUACUUUGUCUUCGUGAUGACAGAUGGAGGUAUGUCCGGAGCCUCCUGACCCCAGCCUUCAGUGAUACCAAACUGAAAGAGAUGACACCACUAAUAAACCAGGCCUGUGACGUCCUGCUGUGUAACUUGAAAGUGUAUGCAGAUUCUGGCAAAGCUUUUGAUAUCCAGAGGUGUUACAACUGCUUUACCUUGGAUGUUGUUGGUAGCGUAGCUUUUGGUAUUGAAGUGGAUUCUCAGAAGAAUCCCAAUGAUCCCUUUGUUAAGAAUUGCAGAACAUUCUUUGAAAUGUCUUUGUUUAAGCCUCUCCUCAUUCUAAUCCUUUCUUUCCCAUCCAUAAUGAUCCCAUUGCUCCGGAUUUUGCCAAACAAGAAACAAAAGGAACUGAAUAGAUUUUUUAUCCAAACCAUAAAAAAAGCAAUUGCCUUCAGAGACCAGCAAGAUGCAGCUGAGAGGCGCAGAGAUUUUCUUCAGUGGAUGCUUGACUCCCGUGACUCGGCUGACUCCCUGGAAGCUGCGUGUUUUGAUGUGAUUAGUUCAUCUGCUGCUUCCAGACAGAGCAAGGCACCUCUUAAUAGCAAGGCCCCAUCUGAAAAGGUUCAGAAGACAUUAACAGAGGAUGAGAUAGCAGGCCAAGCUUUUUUGUUCCUGAUUGCUGGGUAUGAGACCACCACUAGCACACUGUCCUUUGCCACGUACUUGCUAGCCACCAAUCCAGAGUGCCAGGAGAAGGUGCUUUGGGAGGUCGAUGAGUUCUCAGCAAAACAUAUGGUCCCUGAUUACCAAAAUGUACAAGAGCUCCCUUAUCUAGACAUGGUGAUUGCAGAGACAUUGCGCAUGUACCCACCUGCAUUCAGGUUCACUCGGGAAGCAGCUAAAGACUGUGUAGUGCUGGGGCAGCAUAUUCCAGCUGGGGCUGUCAUUGAAACCGCAGUUGGACACCUCCACCACAACCCUGAGUUCUGGCCACAGCCUGAGAAGUUCAUUCCUGAGAGGUUUACAGAGGAGGCCAAGAAGGAACGGGAUCCCUUCACAUAUCUGCCCUUUGGGACAGGGCCCCGUGGCUGCAUUGGCAUGAAGAUGGGUUUGCUGGAGACAAAAAUUACUCUGCUGAGAAUUUUGCAGAAGUUUCAAUUUAAGACCUGCCCAGAGACUGAGAUUCCUUUGCAGCUGAAAUCAAAAGCCACACUUGGACCAAAAAAUGGAGUUUACAUUAUGCUAGAAUCUCGCUAAAAGAAAAUGUACAUGCUGAAGCCUCCUGGGAUGGGACUCCUUGUUCACUGACUCACUGGGUAUACUUAUCUUUCAAAGCCCCAAAGACAGGUGGGAGCCUAAGUCCCACUGAAGGUCGGUGAAUGCUGCCUCACUGCCCUCCUGUGGGAGAGCCUCCAAUCACUCUUUUAAAUGAGAGGUGGGCUCCGCAAUCUUUUUGGUGGUUUUUGAAUUGCUGUGAAUAGUAUCUGUAAAGCAGCAGCCCACUUUCACUUGCUUUUCUACAUUACAUUUCCUUUCUUUGAGAAUACUUUCUUCAUACUUAAUUUCAAUAAAUGGAGCAGGUGUUAAGCAUACACGUGAUUUACAAUACACUUUAAUUACAAUUCAUUAUCUCACACAUCCUUCUCAUGCGCUUAAAAGUCCCCACUCUAGGCAAAGCAAAAGAGGCACCACAGUUAUUGCAGAAGA